CGACCUCUUCUUAUCUUCCUUGCUUUCUUUUAUUUUCUUUCUCUACCUCCAUAAUCCAUCACACAGUAAUUGCAAUUACUAUGACGGAUGCUGGAAUCAACAUCUCAUUUAUUUUUAUUGCUUUAGCAACUAUCGUAUACGGGUUCUUCAACGGGUUUCACAAGAAUUGCCCCACCAAAUGGCUGUAUACUGCUUUUCUCCUGUCCGAAGCGGCUUUGGUUGCAUCUUGCACUAUUAUGAUAGUUGUACCGGCACCAUACGAAAGUGAUGGCGGGUUUAUCGCAGCUAAUGUCCUUCAAGGCGCGUUUACUAUAAUGACUUGGAUCCUCAUGUUUGAAAUUCUUGCAGUUGCACGACAAAAAGAAUCAAGCAUCGACGAUAGGAACAAUAACAAGUCCUACUUUGGGCUGGGCCCAUACCCCGUCCGGUUAUGGGUGUAUGCCUACGGCGUUGGUGAAAUAACAGCUAGUGUUAUCUUGACAAUAAUCUUUGGUGGCGGUCUUGGCAGAGCUGUGCUUCGUGCCUCUACUGUCGUCUAUUUGCUCGCCUUUUUCGUAUGGACUCUCAAAUGGCCACAAGAUAUCCGCGUUUUUGGCGUGCACUUUAUAGCGUUCGCUAUUUUUUUGAUGCUGAGCGUCAUUGGAUCUGUUGUUCUGUUCGUGCUACAACUCGUAAUGUAUAGAAGUUGGAGCAACUUUAUAGUCCUCGAGUCAGCAAUUUCGGCAGGUGCGAUCAAAUUUAGCGGUUGUUUGGCCCUGCUUAUCCUUGUUACGACGAUUUCCCAAUUGCACUUUCCACGGGAAGGUGCUAUAGCCAUCGGUGAUGAAAGCCCAUCGCAACAACGAGGCUCAGGCUACUCUCUUCUGCCAUCCUCUUAUAUGAAGCAGCCCAAUGAUGAAGAAGAAAGCACAAAGUGAGCCAGCAUGCUAUCUAAUUCUCUCCCCGUUUUCCCGGUGCGGCCCCCAGAAGGAAGAAAAAUAAAUAAACCGCAUGUCCUAUCGCUUCUUUCUUUCUUAUUAUGAUAUCUUGAGAACUUUUUCAUGAAGCGAUUCUACUACCAAUUUGUAUCUUAGGCUCAGUGAUGCUUUGUCAAGUUCUGCUUAAUGGUUUUGCUUUUAUUUGUGGAUCUAUGAUACAUUAUGAUGUAUGCAUUAGAACUGAAACGGUUUUCGUCAGGUGUCAGUUCAGGAGGGUGUUUAAGUCUUUCAAUCUUAUUAUGGGCAGCCUGAUUUUCAUGCAGUUUUGUUGUAUUAUCACUACUGUCUCUGUUUUCGUAAAAUAUGAGAGAGAUUGCACGGAAAUUCUGUAUACUCAAACGCACAUGUAAUUAGUAAUAGUGACAGCUAG
Zychaea mexicana is the source of this 1347-nucleotide messenger RNA. RefSeq lists its product as uncharacterized. Bases 81 to 917 code for a protein of 278 amino acids. The record is from RefSeq and is a predicted model, not a curated record. The transcript is spliced from 2 exons. NCBI's taxonomy places the organism in Eukaryota, Fungi, Mucoromycota, Mucoromycetes, Mucorales, Lichtheimiaceae.